AUGAAAUUGGCUCGGAUCAUCGACAACGUCGAUUCCAACCAGCUUGCCAAGGAUGAUGCAGAUAUUGAGCUUUUGAUGCUCGGAAAAAGUUUGUGCCCCCUUGGACGAUCUUUGGUGCGGGGCAUUUCAGCAGCGAUGCGCCGCUUGCCGCUCGUUGCCAUAAAAAACAAGCUAACUAUUGGGGAAUGUGAGCUUUUCACCAUGUACUUUGAUCCCAUCUUGGCAUCGCUACUCUCUGAUCCUGACAGAAGAGUGCUCCUGCGCUGGUCGAAUGUCACAUCUGAUGAAAAUGGCGAGAUGCGCCCUGACGCCACAAUCUCCAAGCUGCGGCAGCGCGACUUCGGAUCCAGUCUUGGAUAUGGAGAGGUCAAAAUUGCACGCCCCACCACCGAUAACCACGCGCUAUGCCACGAUCUUUUGCGUUUGGCAACGCUAGCCAAAGAUACCAUUGAUACCAAUGCAUUGGAAGCCGCCCUGACCUUCCAGGUGCAUGGUUUUCAUAUUACCUUCUUUCUGAUUCGCCUCCGCCACGAUGGAAUCUAUGUGAUGCAAGAACUUGCACAGCUUACAUUUCCUCGAUCUUUGGAAGAACUAGCAACAUUCGUGUCCUUGAAAAAUAUGCGCACAUUGAUGAUCCUAUCUGAUACCUUUUGGCGCUUGUGCCGACCUGUCCGUGACACUCACUCAUGGCAAGAUAAACGCCGCCCCACUCAUCCCUCCAUUUACUCUUUGAUUGAUUCAACCAAAAAUAGCCACCGCUUCUGCGCCCUGCGCUUUGAUUAA
Messenger RNA from Zychaea mexicana, 783 nucleotides. RefSeq lists its product as uncharacterized. The transcript is spliced from 2 exons. The record is from RefSeq and is a predicted model, not a curated record. NCBI's taxonomy places the organism in Eukaryota, Fungi, Mucoromycota, Mucoromycetes, Mucorales, Lichtheimiaceae. The coding region runs from base 1 to 783 and encodes 260 amino acids.